Oryzias melastigma (Indian medaka) is the source of this 2420-nucleotide messenger RNA. RefSeq names its product fibrinogen C domain-containing protein 1. Gene Ontology annotation, molecular function: receptor tyrosine kinase binding. The transcript is spliced from 13 exons. Bases 884 to 1774 code for a protein of 296 amino acids. Lineage: Eukaryota; Metazoa; Chordata; Actinopteri; Beloniformes; Adrianichthyidae. The record is from RefSeq and is a predicted model, not a curated record. Gene Ontology annotation, biological process: angiogenesis; Tie signaling pathway.
UAUGAGGGGGGCGUACCCCCUGACUUUUGCUUACAGAAAAUAGACGAGCUGUUGCUGCAUUGAUCAGGAGCAGCAGGGCUGAGUGGAGCGGCAUGGGGAAUUAACACUGGAACUGCCAGUAUCCGUAUUCAGUACGAGCUGGAGUACACUGAGGGCAUCAGCCAGAUGAUGCGCAUUCCCGAGAUGCUAAAAGUGGCUCCUCACGCCCCGGAGGACCCCGCUGUGGGAAAACAGGAUCUAUUCCCAAGUGUCAUAAUGCAAGUCCCUGAAAGAAUUGUGAUUGCAGACAUAGAUAGAUAGACGCCUCAUCACGGGAUCCGGAGUGAACCAGCAGCGCCGCCAUAUUGCUGGGGUCAACCUAAGCUAGGUCUACGUCCAAAACCAUUCGUAGUCAACGGGGAAUUGCAACCAUGCCGGUUGUUUGUUUCGCCUUCGGAUGCAACAACCGAGAAUCUUUAGGAAGCGGAUCUUGUGGAAUGACCUUUCACGGGUUUACGAGUGUUGUGGGAUUAGAGAGGGGAUCAGAAGCUGCUAUAAGACGGGAGGAGUUUGUUGUGACGGAGUUCUCCAGGCUCUGCAGGGAGACCUUCAACACGGAGGAUUUGAACAGGACGAGGCAGAGAGAGGAUGUAAUCCUGUCUGUCUUCAGCUUUCCAUCACAUCUCCAAACGGUUCCAGUCAGUCAUCUGUUUUGUGGUCACUGUGGACACAUUGUUGGCAGUGAUUCCUGAACAGGUUCAGCGUUAUGUCUGCACACUGCUUCAGCCAGGACUGAUUGGAGCUUUCCUUCAGCUCAGUCAGAGCAUCAGGAGGCUGACCCCACUGCAGGGCAGUUCCAGGGCUUUCCCCACCAUUUAUUGUCAGAGAAAAACUGACCUGUGAAAUGUGCUGUUCAAGCCCAGUCAGCUGCUGUGCCUUCAUCCUUGGAUCAGAGCUUCCAUCUGCUUCAUCAGAAGAGCAGAGAUGUCCUCAGAGGACAGUGAAGGUCAGGAUGGGAGGUCUCUCUGGCUGGUCUGGAUCCAUGCUAGCUCUCCUCUUGAUCUUCUCCAUGCAGACUGGGAAUGGAUUAGUAAACGCAGCUGGGCCACCUGACUGCUCAUUCAUUCAAAGUUUUCCAUCAGUUGAGCCCAGUGGAGUUUACACCAUCCAACCGGAUGGAUUUAGUUACAGCUUUCAGGUUUACUGUCAGAUGGGUGCAAAUGGACUCUGGACGGUGAUCCAGAAGCGUACUGGAGGAGCAGUGGCCUUCGACAGGGAAUGGGCAGCAUAUAAGAAUGGAUUUGGAUUUGUAUCAUGGGAUCACUGGCUCGGUCUGGAGAAGAUUUCUGCAAUGACCAAAUCCAAGAGGUGGAAACUGAGAGUGGACCUGUGGGACUUUGAAGGUGGCAGUGCUUAUGCUGAGUAUGAAGACUUCAGGGUCGGAGAUGAGAGCACAAAUUACAGACUGAGUGUUGGCAGAUACAGAGGAACCGCAGGUGAUGCCAUCAAAGGAGAAUAUCCUGGCAUCAACCAAAAUGGCUUUGGCUUCAGCACCUUUGACCGUGACAGUGACGGCUGCAAUCCUUGCAUCUUUGGUGACAUUGCCAUCAAUUCAUGCACUGAUUUCGACCGUGGCGGCUGGUGGUACAGCAAGUGUGGAUCUGCCAGUCUGAAUGGAGACUGGCAUCCAAAGGGGGACAACAUUGGUUGGUCUUCAGGUCUUCACUGGCGCACUUGGAAAGGACCUGCGCCCUACUCAGCCAAGGCCACCAGAAUGAUGAUCACUCCCAUGUAAUGCUUUCAAAGUGUUUCUGUGUUUUCAGAUGCUUUGUAGGUUUGAAAUAUGCCUAAGUUUGAGAUAAAGUCAAAACUAUUUCAAACUUCUGAUUGGGUGUGUAGUUCAAUCUUUGAUUAUUUAAACUGAUUAAAGCUCUUCACGUAAAUGCUUUCAGACACAUUUUUAAAUCUGCAGUUUCCUGAUGACUUUUAAAUAAUGUGUGGUUGGAUGUUGUAAGAAAUGAGGUAGUUGACGAGUAUCUGAUGGGAUGGGUUGCUGAAUUCUGCUAAACCCUCAACAGCAUUUGCAUGGCUGCUUCCAUUGUCUUGUUAAAACAUUGGACAGCUCAGCUAAGAACCUGGCUGAUUGUGGUCAAGACAGCAUUUUCCUGUGUUCCCUAAGGAAGCUCUGAAGAGAUGAUCUUCAUCUUUUUGCGUUCCUCCACCUUUGUUGACCCUGAGGUGUGUGUGACUCCCCCUCUUCUUCCUCUGAAAUAUUAGGAUGACCCAUUAUCUCUGCAUCUGUGGUUGACUCAUCAUCCAAUGAUGGUUUAGCCGAAAAUAAUGACUAACUCAAAAUAAUGGAUACAUGUCACAAAUUAUGGUUCAUAUGCAGUUCAGGGAGUAAUCCAUAAAUAUAUUAGGCAAAAGCAAAAAAAAAAAAG